AUGUACGGAGUAUUGCGACAAAAUAUGACAUGCACUGGAAACCUGCACGAAUCUACAGGGCCGGACAAGUUUAAAUGUUUCAUAAUUGUGGUCGUCAUGACGCUCAUUAUUGUUGGCAACGUCUGCUGCAUCGUCGUGUUCAACCAUCCUCUGUCAAAGCGUUUUUUUAUGAAACGUGUGAGAUACAUGAUGACGUCACUUAGUUGCUCGGACCUCGGCAUCGGCUUGCUCGUCUGCCCGUCCUCUAUAUACCCUUCGCUCUACCACUGCUGGCCGUUCGGAGAUGUAUUUUGCCGCAUUGAAGCUCUCCUAAUCUCUGCGCUUUUCCACGAGUCAUCUCUCAACAUGGUGCUGAUUGCGGUGGACCGGUAUUGCAUCGUUCAUUUGCGAUGGUACAAUAGCUACAUGAGCUCCGAACGCUUCCUUAAGCUUAUAAUUUCAACGUGGAUAGUGGUUUUUACCUGUUAUUCCUUCGUCAUUUUUGCCGGAGGGCAAUAUUACUACGAUGAGUUUGGAAUAAACUGUGAACCAUUUUAUGAAAACGAAAAAGUUACAUUGUCUGUAAUCAGCAUUUUCUAUUUCUUGCCCGCCUUUCUAUUUGUGUUCAGUUACAUGUCCAUCUACCGAACGGCUUGCAAAAGAAAGAUGCUGACAAUCUCUGGGGCUGACAAGCAUGGAAGGAUGGUGUCUGCUAACAUAAGGACAUCAAAGUAUCUAGCGGCAAUAACGGCGGGCUUCUUUGUGGCGAUUUCACCUUGGACUUUGACCACUCUUAUCAUUGUAGCCGAGAAGAUAAGUAUAAACAUUCACCUAGACUUCACCGUGACGUGGCUGGCACUUAGCAACAGUUUCUUGAACUGUCUAAUUUACGGCGCCAUGAACCGGAAGUUCCGUCGCGCGGCUAAGAAGUUUGCAUGUGGUUUUCAGGUUAAAUUACAAACGGAAACUACCGAUAAGUCGACGGAAGAUUUUAGCACCGUUGGGGAAUCGACGUAUUCACGAUACAAACAGCGUUCUGUCCAGAAGAUGAGGCAAAGAUACAUGGAAACGUCAGUUUCUGGUGCAUCACCACAAACAGAUAGAUCAGUGAAGGAAACUGUUAUCAUGUAAAAUGACAAUAUGAUAAGAGUACUUUUUAUUCAUGUAUCCUUAAACAAAGUGCAUGAUGUAUUAAGUAAUAUUAUGUAAAUCGUUUAUUGAAUAAUUUCAGCACAUUUAUCUUAAACAAAUGUAUAUCUAUGCUUCUGUUUCUCGGUGUGUUAUCUUUCAAAACCUGAAUGCAUGUGCCCAUAAUGUUAUCAAUAAAACGAAACUCCAU
Molecule: messenger RNA, 1318 nt
Organism: Mya arenaria
Lineage: Eukaryota; Metazoa; Mollusca; Bivalvia; Myida; Myidae
Product: probable G-protein coupled receptor 21
Exons: 2
Coding region: 1-1110 (369 amino acids)
Biological process (GO): G protein-coupled receptor signaling pathway
Cellular component (GO): membrane
Molecular function (GO): G protein-coupled receptor activity
Source: RefSeq, a predicted model, not a curated record